UCCGUAUAUACGUUUUUCUCAAAUAUUUUUUCGUCGUCCGUUUUUCCAUUCUCUUGUUAUUAACGGAGAUGGAUAUCGACACACAUAAGUCAGUGUCAGGUUAAAUGAAAAUAAUGUCAGUCGACGUUGAGUGUUUGAUGUGGUAAGACGGGUUCGAAAAAGAAAAAGAUUUUACGAUUUCUUCAACGUUAUACUUCGAUUAGAUCCAGUGAAUGUGUUCGUUUCAAUAUUAUAUGAAAUUUUAAUGUUUUCAAUGAUUAACUAGUGCGAACUGACAAAUGCACAAAUGCACAAUUAAAUGUUGUCUGCAACGAACAAAACAGAAAUUAGUUUUGUAGUGCCGCGUUCCUUGAAUGGUUUAAAAAAAAGAGUUUCCGAACGAGAUAUCCUGCUUUUAUGUAACUUUUUCAGCACUAAAAGUUGUAUUAAAGUUUUCGGUUUUCCAGCUAUUAUACAGUCGUUUGCAUUUUACAUUGCACUGAAAUGAAUUUCUUAUUUUUCAUCAGUUGAGUGUAACUUUUUUUGAGCGUGAAUAUCUAGAAGGAUUUUUGUAUUUGUGUUGUGAAAUAGAAACAAGUCAUUAUCAACAGUGUACGAUUUUCACAAACAACUUUUGUUACUUCAAAAUUAAAUAUUUCGAGAAAUUCUUAGUUCAUCAUGCUAGAUUCAAUUCAUCGAUUUCCCAACUGAUACGAUCAGCCGUUUCUAUUAAAGAAAGUGAUGGUAACGUCAUGCUGUCAACUGCAGUAGACAUUGCUCAAAAUUACAUGAAUAUAACGCUGGAUUUGUGUGCCCUGAAACAUGAAGAUUUUAUUAUACCGGAUGGAGGAACAUAUUGUAAUUGGACAUUCGACUCGUUUUUAUGCUGGCCACCAACACUUGCAGGAAAAGUUGUUCGUCAAAAAUGUCCCAUUCGACAUGGCAUCGAUUCAACAAAAUCGGCGGAACGGCGUUGCAGUUCGGAGGGACAGUGGGAAAGUCGUUUCGGAGAACCAGAUCCUGUUGGCUGGACAAAUUUUACUCCUUGUUUUCGGCCUGAAGUUAAUCAAUUACUUAAAAAAAUCUAUGCCGGUGGAAAUGAUGACGUCGGAAAGAUAAAAUUUAGCAUAGCUGAGCGUACACGAUCGUUGGAAAUAUUUGGACUGAGUCUAUCGUUGUUGGCGUUAUUAAUUUCGUUGAUGAUAUUUUGUUACUUUAGAAGUUUACGAAACAAUAGAACGAGAAUACAUAAAAACUUAUUUGUGGCUAUGGUUAUACAAGUUAUAAUACGGUUGACGCUGUACCUGGACCAAGCUUUAUUACGUAGUCAAGAAUCUGGAAAUGGUAGUGUUUCUGGUAUUGAUAAUACGCCAUUUUUAUGCGAAGCUUCUUAUGUUUUACUCGAGUACGCUAGAACUGCUAUGUUUAUGUGGAUGUUUAUCGAGGGUUUAUACUUACACAACGUCGUAACGGUAACUGUGUUCCAAGAUCGCUUCCGGUUGCAUUUGUAUGCAAUACUCGGCUGGGGCGGUCCGUUGAUUAUGACAGCAAUUUGGGCCGGACUCACGUCUUAUUACAAAAAGGGUGAAAAAUGCUGGUGGGGAUACAAUUUAACGCCACUGUAUUGGAUCUUAGAGGGACCGCGUUUAGCUGUGAUUUUAUUGAAUUUUUUCUUUCUUCUGAAUAUUAUUCGUGUGCUGGUUGUAAAAUUACGACAAAGUCACACUUCGGAAGUGGAACAGGUAAGGAAAGCAGUUCGAGCCGCCGUCGUAUUGCUACCACUAUUAGGAAUCACAAAUUUAUUGCUGAUGAGCGAGGCACCACUAGAAAAGAGCGCUUUCCAAUUCGCCUUGUGGUCGUACGUUACGCAUUUUUUUACCUCUUUUCAAGGAUUCUUUAUAGCAAUGCUCUACUGCUUUUUAAAUGGCGAGGUUCGUGCUGUCUUGCUGAAAAGUAUUAGUGUCUAUUUAUCAACAAGAGGUUAUGGAGACUGGAAUCCACGUCGACACUCAAUGUUUUCUGCCAAUUAUGCCACAGCACCAGUCUCUGAACCACCUGCGGUGGACGAGACUCCAAAUAGCAGCACUCAACCAACAUCGAGACGACAUCGAAAUUGGUGUACCUUCUGCUUUCCGGAACGUAAAAUCGCAAAGGAAUCAAAUGGAAAUGGAACCGUCAAAAUCACGUCAACAUUACCGCCUGAAACCUGUGUGUGAUGAAUAUGUUUUAGAGUGAAAAAGCAAAUGGAUUCAGUCAAUAAAUUUUAAUUGUUUCUUACAUUCUCGAUAAACGGUCAUUGUCCGUUGAUAGAAUUUAAAAAUAUUUAUUAUCGUCAUCACAGGGAGAUUACAUGUGCUAAUUGCUAUCUGGAAUCGAGUUUCGAGGAAUAUUUCGAGUGUGUUUUCGAGACAAAGACAAAGCCUAAUUUUUUAUAAAAUCUGACAAAAAUUGUUACAAAAUGAAAAGUCAGAGCGUUUUAUUGUUAUCGAAGUUGUAUAUAAUGCUCUAGUAGUAAAGGAUUCAUUGUGCAUUUAAAUCCGUAAAAUGAAAAUAGAUCGACUUUACGAGUUUGCAAAACAGAAGGACACAGAUUAUUUGGGCAAAAAACUCAUAGAAGGUUUAAGUGACAUACAGGAUGAACGAACACAGGAAUUAAAUUGCUUUUUUCCAAGGAAAAAGCGACUUUUAUCUAAUUCAACUCGAAAGGGUACAAGUGCACAGCAAGUUGAAACAGAAGACACUGGACUCAUUGCACAAACUUGUACGAACGAGGCACAUAUUUUAUAGAUUACGUCCUUGUUUCGUUUGAACGUUUUUAUUUUGACGAGUGAGACGUAUAUAUAACAUAAAUAGGACUUUCGAUAUUUUUAACGUUGCGGUUGGCAACGGACUAUUCGAAGAUGUACGAGUAUGUGUUACAUAGAAAGUGAAUGAAGGAAAAAUAAAUAAUGCCCCAACAGCCAAGGCUGUAAACUUUAUGCUCAUAACAAA
Molecule: messenger RNA, 2970 nt
Organism: Bradysia coprophila
Lineage: Eukaryota; Metazoa; Arthropoda; Insecta; Diptera; Sciaridae
Gene: Pdfr
Product: Pigment-dispersing factor receptor
Biological process (GO): cell surface receptor signaling pathway; adenylate cyclase-modulating G protein-coupled receptor signaling pathway
Cellular component (GO): plasma membrane
Molecular function (GO): G protein-coupled peptide receptor activity
Source: RefSeq, a predicted model, not a curated record